UCUUAUCUUUUUUUUUUCCUUUUCCUGUCACAUGGAACCUCCACGGGAAGAAAAAGAGGAACAGCGAGUCCGCCGAGUCAACUCGCUCCCCGAACCGGACUUGACUUCAACCAGCUCAAGCGUGUCCUCGAUUCUCAGCUGGGAGGAUUCUAGAAGCACGACGAGUUCGGGCGAUAUCUCCGGCACGAGCGGGAGUUCCGGUGAGAUUUUAACGGCGGAGGCUGUGAUUCCCCGGUUGCUCGAGCCUGCGCCCGCUUGUGGGGAGUUGGAUGUGACUGUAACGGCGACGGAGAAGUGCGUUGGGAGGAAUAAUAAGGGAGUAACGUGGGGGUUUACUUCGGUGAUUGGGAGACGGAGAGAGAUGGAAGACGCUAUCUCCGUUAUACCGGCGUUCAUGUCCCACAAGUGCGAUCACGUCGGAGGCUGUACGGCUCCCGGUUCUAAAACAUCCGCUGACAUCUCCCCUAUCCACUUUUUCGGCGUCUAUGAUGGCCACGGUGGUUCACAGGUGGCUAAAUUUUGUGCUGAGAGGAUGCAUGGAGUGAUAGCAGAGGAAUGGGGGCGUGAAGUGGUUGACAACUCUGGAUGGCAGAGGAGAUGGGAAGUGGCAUUUUCCUCUAGUUUUGAGAGAGCUGACAAUGAAGUCCACACCGCUGCUGUAGCACCUGAAAUGGUGGGAUCAACUGCUGUCGUUGCAGUUUUAUCUAGUUGCCAGAUAAUUACAUCUAAUUGUGGUGAUUCAAGGGCUGUGCUAUGCCGGGGAACUGAUACAAUUCCAUUAACUGUUGAUCAGAAGCCUGAUAGAGAGGACGAGCUCAUGAGAAUUGAAAGAGGAGGAGGGAGAGUCAUAAACUGGAAUGGUGCCAGGGUAUUUGGAGUUCUUGCAAUGUCCAGAGCUAUAGGUGAUCGGUAUUUAAGGCCAUGGAUAAUUCCAGUGCCAGAGAUUACCUUCAUGACCAGGAACAGUGAGGAUGAGUGUUUGAUAUUGGCCAGCGACGGGUUAUGGGAUGUGAUGAGCAAUCAAGAGGCAGGGGAGAUAGCUCGGUGCUUACUAAGACGGCGGCGCAGGUAUUUGAUGGCAGAUGGAGUUUCAGCGGCACAAGUGGUAGCUGAUAAUCUGACCGAAAUUGCAAUGGGACGAAACAGUUCAGAUAAUAUAUCAAUUAUCGUUGUGGAUUUAAAACCCAAAAGGAAACGCCAGCCAAGGCAGUGAAGAUUGAAGAAGGAGAAGAACCAUGUUUCCUUCAUCAAUUACCACCUAAUCCAAUCCCUUCUCUUCAACUAAAGUCGAUCAAUCCUCACUUUUAACAGGUUUGGUCAAGAAAUUGAGAAGCAGGGAUACAAAAUUUAUAUGAAGAAAAGAGCUACCUUAUUUGAGAAACAGGUGAUGGAUGCAUACAAUAUGACGUGUAUAUAUUAUUUAUUUAUUUGAAUUUUUAAUUUACUUUUUGUUUUAAAAUUCUAAUAUAUUUACUAAAUUUAAAAAUCUAGUAAAACUAGACAAUUUUAAAAUUUUAUGAUAAUUGAAAAAUUUAUUAUCUUAAA
Molecule: messenger RNA, 1545 nt
Organism: Gossypium raimondii (Peruvian cotton)
Lineage: Eukaryota; Viridiplantae; Streptophyta; Magnoliopsida; Malvales; Malvaceae
Product: protein phosphatase 2C 56
Exons: 4
Coding region: 32-1213 (393 amino acids)
Biological process (GO): protein dephosphorylation
Molecular function (GO): protein serine/threonine phosphatase activity; cation binding
Source: RefSeq, a predicted model, not a curated record